AUGCAUGCGAGGUUUGCCCUUGGAGUUGGAACUCAUACUGACUACUUGGGAUCCCUAAAUCCACCGAAUUUCAGUUCUCAACCGUCAUCAGCCUCUGGAAAAGAAGCAGAACAACAGUGGUUAUGGAAGCAAGCUCUGAGCGUGAACAUGGAGGAUAUCAUCUACAUUCAUCUUCAUCAACGAGAUGAAUCCUCGCCAUCGUCGCUCACCUUGGUGAACUGUGACGGGGUGCAGUGCCCUCCGCUACAGAUGUCCGCCGGUCAGCACUCACUCGUCUUCCUGGCCACCUUGGAAUCCGGCUUAGCUCCUAUUCAUCGUCUUGAUCCUCCACUUUGGAGUGGCCCUGGAAAAGAGAAGUCAUUGCCACGCCUCCGCAAGCGCACGACAGCAGUCGGAAGCGGAGCGAUGCUCGACUACGUGUUUCGUAUCGUACGUGUUGGAGGAAACGACUUUCUGCCUACCUACAGGCAUGAAGACGAAGAAGACGCUCGGUCACCUCCGACUGUCGAG
Messenger RNA from Ostertagia ostertagi, 510 nucleotides. The record is from the annotation of a GenBank genome assembly. Lineage: Eukaryota; Metazoa; Nematoda; Chromadorea; Rhabditida; Trichostrongylidae.